This is a messenger RNA of Spirodela intermedia, 3159 nucleotides long. The record is from the annotation of a GenBank genome assembly. Lineage: Eukaryota; Viridiplantae; Streptophyta; Magnoliopsida; Alismatales; Araceae.
AUGAAGAACCAAAUCUUGAACAGCAUCCGUAGCCUGCAGCUGGGCGGCGACGGCUGCAAGGGCGGCAGCAACCAGGUCUACGCCGUGAGCACCUCCCCCUCCGGGCACGACAAGCCCCACCACCACCAUCACCAUCACCUUCAUCAGAAGCAGCACCACCACCGCCACCGCCGCACCACGUCCCACGACUCCGGCAGCCAUCGCCGAACCAAGUCCUUACCGCCCGCUUCCGUCUACCCCGAGGCCCUCCUCCCCUACGGCCUUCCUUCUGCGGAUCUCAUCGACCCCCCUAUCGAACCGUUCCUCCGCCCAGCCGACCAGGUCUCCGCGCUUGCCUCCUCCUUCCGUCGCCUCUCCACCGCCGCUCCCGACGACCGAUGCGACCUCCACCUCGAGCAGCAUUCCCUCCUCCGCUCCCUGAAUGACCCCAAGCUCCUCCGUCGCUCCCUCUGCUGUGCCCGUCUCCACGCUGGCGAUGUCCACCACAAAAUCGUCCUCUCCGCCUGGCUCCACUUCGACGCUCUGCCGCGUUCUCCUUCAGCCUCCCCCUGCGGCGGCCCAACUCUGGAGUGCCCCCGUGCCGCCCUCCUCCACGGGUACGAUCCCGACUUCGCCGCCGGCCCGUGCCCGUGCCGCCGCACAGCCGACUCCUCCGGCUUUGCUUCCCCAAACCAGCAGCAGGAGGAAAACGAAGGAGAUGUAGCUUUCUUCAUAGGCGACGAAGAGAUCGUCUGCAAUAGGUACAAGAUCGCCGCCCUGUCCAAACCAUUCAGAACGAUGAUGUACGGAGGAUUCAUGGAAUCCCGGGGAGAGAACAUCAACUUCGCCCACAACGACAUAUCCGCGGAGGGGAUGAGGACCGUGGACAUCUUCAGCCGGACGGGCUCUCUGGACGGGUCGCCACUGGAGAUCCUCAUCGAGCUCCUCUCCUUCUCGAACAAAUUCUGCUGCGAGGAACUGAAGUCAGCCUGCGACUCCCGGCUGGCCUCGCUGGUCGCCGGCAUGGAAGAUGCCCUCCUCCUCGUGGAAAACGGGCUGGAGGAGACGGCCACCCUGCUGGUGGGUUCUUGCUUGCAGGUCUUCCUCAGGUUGCUCCCGCAGUCCCUGCGUGACUCCCGCGUCACCCGCCUCCUCUGCACCGGCGAGGGAAGGCGGAAGCUUGCCUCCGCUGGGCAUGCCUCCUUCGCCCUGUACUACUUCCUCAGCCAGGUGGUCAUGGAGGAGGAGAGCAUGAGGUCGAACACCGCCGUCAUGCUCCUGGAGAGGCUCGCCGAGUCUGCGGAGACCGAAUGGCAGAGGCAGCUAGGGCUGCACCAGCUGGGAUGCGCCAUGCUAGAGAGAGACGACUGCGAGGCCGCUCAGGGAUGGUUCGAGGUGGCGGCGAAGGCCGGGCACGUAUACUCUCUCGCCGGCGCCGCCCGGGCCAUGUACAGGCGAGGGAACAGGUACUCGGCCUUCAAGCAGCUCAAUUCUCUGGUCAUGGCUAACGAUCGCGUCGGAUGGGCGCACCAGGAGCGGUCUCUUUACUGCAGCAGCAUGGAGGAGAAGAUGAGGGACCUGAACGACGCCACCAGGCUCGAUCCGACCCUCGUCUACCCGUACAAGUACAGAGCCAUCCUCCUCAUGGAGGACAACAUCAUCGCCGCCGCCAUUGCAGAGAUCAACAAGGUCCUCGGGUUCAAGGUCUCCGCCGACUGUCUGGAGCUCCGGGCCUGGUUCUCCAUGGCCCUCGAAGACUACGGCGGCGCUCUGCGGGACAUACAGGCCCUCAUGUCCUUGGACCCCGAUUACAUGAUGUUCCACGGUAGGGUUCAUGGCGACCGCCUGGUUGAAGCCCUCCAGCGGCUCGUCCAACGAUGGAGCUUGGCCGACUGCUGGAUCCAGCUCUACGACAGAUGGUCUCGCGUGGACGAGGUCGGAUCGCUCGCUGUGCUGCAUCAGAUGUUGGCGAACGAUCCCAGCAAGAGCUUCCUCUGGUUCCGACAGUCUCUUCUCCUAUUAAGGUCAGCCUGGUGAUCAUCCAUCUGUUCAUCCCACUCAUCGGAGACGAAGCCGACAGCACGAGCCAUUCUGCAUGCCCUUCAAACGGCGGGAUCAGAUUUUCUUUUUGUUUUCUUUUACUCCUGCCCUUGCUGUUCUUAAUUUCUCUGACCCAAGUCAUCAAUGGUGCAAUCAGGCUGAACUCCCAGAAGGCGGCCAUGCGCAGCCUGCGGCUGGCUCGAUCCCUUUCGCCGCACGAGCACGAAGGGCUGGUCUACGAGGGGUGGAUGCUGUAUGAAACCGGCCACCGCGGAGAAGCUCUGGCCAUAGCGGAAGAAUCAUUAUCCAUCAGAAGAUCAUUCGAAGCCUUCUUCCUCAAGGCCUACGUUCUAGCCGACGAGAGCCUAAACGCCGAGUCCUCGUCGUACGUCAUCCACCUCCUCGAAGAGGCUCUCAGGUGCCCCUCCGACGGGCUCCGCAAGGGACAGGUGAUCGUCCUUCCCCAGCUCUGCUGUGUCUAGGGUUCCGGCGACUGAGAUUUUCCGGCAGGCGCUGAACAACCUGGGGAGCGUCUAUGUCGACUGCGAUAAGCUGGACCUCGCCGCCGACUGCUACGUCAACGCCAUUAAAAUCCGUCAUACGAGGGCGCACCAGGGCCUCGCCCGCGUGUACUUCCUCAAGGAUCGCCGGAAGGCCGCCUACGAGGAGAUGACCAGGUUGAUCGAGAAAGCACCGAGCAAUGCGUCGGCGUACGAGAAGCGCUCCGAGUACUGCGAUCGGGACAUGGCGAGAUGCGAUCUCGGGAAGACGACGGAGUUGGAUCCGCUGAGGACCUAUCCGUACAGAUACCGCGCCGCAGGUGAGCUCGAGCUUGUCGGAGGGGGAGCUUCUAGGGUCUCUGGCUCCUCUGGAUCUUCUCACUGGUUUUUCGGUGCCGUGGGUUUUCUAGUUCUUAUGGACGACCGCAAGGAAGAGGAAGCAAUCGCCGAGCUCUCGAGGGCGAUCGCCUUCAGGCCGGAGCUGCAGCUGCUUCACCUCCGGGCGGCGUUCCUCGAGUCCAUAGGGAAGCCGGCCGACGCUGCACGGGACUGUGAGGCGGCGCUUUGCCUCGCCCCCGGUAGCAGAGACACGCUGGAGCUCUACGGCAGGACCCGUGGACGAGCUAAUCAGGAGAAAUGA